Doryrhamphus excisus (bluestripe pipefish) is the source of this 3292-nucleotide messenger RNA. RefSeq names its product angiopoietin-like 1a (gene angptl1a). Gene Ontology annotation, molecular function: protein-macromolecule adaptor activity; extracellular matrix structural constituent. The record is from RefSeq and is a predicted model, not a curated record. Gene Ontology annotation, biological process: blood coagulation; positive regulation of heterotypic cell-cell adhesion; fibrinolysis. Gene Ontology annotation, cellular component: fibrinogen complex. NCBI's taxonomy places the organism in Eukaryota, Metazoa, Chordata, Actinopteri, Syngnathiformes, Syngnathidae.
UCUGAGUUAGUCUGUUGAACAGGCCGGCCCACGGACAAGAAAGUUUGGGAAGUAGAACAACGAUAGCAACGAUUAAGAAUAUAUUGGUGAGUUUAUAGCCGCAAGACAGAGGAGGUGUGGGGGGCAGCUUAAAGUGGAGGCCAUAGGUUGAGGACAAGGGACAACAAUGAAUCCUGGAUGCUGCAACUUGAUGAGGACACAAUACGGCAGCAAACCUUAACUGCAGGAGACACAACAUCACUGCUGAUAAUAAAGAAGGAGGACCAGGGGGGCUGUCCAUCAAUCCAGCUGCAAUGCAGGGGCUGAUGUGGAGCCUGUGCGCCUUACUCUGCGUCUCCCUCUGGGAAGAAAGUUCUUGCAAGAACUCUAGAGAAGCCCGGAGAACCAAAGAGACAUCUCUCCACAGAAGCAAAAGAGCUCCACUGGAUCCUGAUGUUAAAAAGUGUUCCUACACAUUCCUUGUGCCUGAGCAGAGAAUUACAGGACCAAUCUGUGCCAGCUCCACAGCUCUUGAGCCUGACAAGGACAGAGUGACACGCAUGGACAUAGCAGAUGUUCGGGAGGUGCUCAGCAAACAGCGACGUGAGAUUGAUACAUUGCAGCUGGUGGUGGAUGUCGAUGGCAACUUGGUGAAUGAGAUGAAGCUACUGAGGAAAGAGAGCCGGAACAUGAACUCCAGGGUGACCCAACUUUACAUGCAACUGCUGCAUGAGAUCAUCAGGAAGAGGGACAACUCUCUGGAGCUUGCCCAGCUGGAGAACCGUGUCCUCAACGUGACCUCAGAGAUGAUGCGGCUGGCUUCGAGGUACAAAGAGCUGGAGGCCCGCUUUGCCACGAUGGCUGGGGUCGUCAACAACCAGUCCGUUCUCAUCUCUGCUCUGGAAGAACACUGCCUAAGGCCAAUGGGGCGCAGUGAUCUGCCCGCAGUCCCUCCGCUAGUUCAGGUGGUACCACAGAACAUACCCGUCAACAAUCGCUUCACCAAUGAAAUACAGAGGGACCACAAUAACCGUGGCUUUUCACAUGGGUCUCGCAUGAACACACCAACUGCAAACCCACUCGGAAUUGAACCUCCACCACCACAAGGAACACUUACUUCUGAUGGUCCAUUCAAGGACUGCUUCCAGGUGCGGAAAGCUGGUCACACCACCAGUGGGAUGUACCUGCUGAAAACCGACAGCAGCGAGCGACUGAUCCAAGUCUGGUGUGAGCACGGCCUUGACAACGGCGGCUGGACCGUGUUGCAAAAAAGGAGAGAUGGCUCGGUCAAUUUCUUUCGGAAUUGGGAGAACUACAAAAGAGGCUUCGGCAACAUCGACGGUGAGCACUGGCUUGGGCUAGAGAACAUCUAUAACCUGGGUAAACAGGGUGACUACAAGCUGAUGGUGGAGCUGGAAGACUGGAACGGGAAGAAGGUCUAUGCGGAGUACGGCAGCUUCCACCUGGAGUCCGAGAGCGAGGGCUACCGCCUGAGGCUGGGCGCCUACCAGGGAAAUGCCGGAGACUCCUUCAGUAGUCACAAUGGCAAACAGUUCACCACGCUUGACCGGGACAAGGACGCGUUCUCUGGUAACUGCGCUCACUUCCAUAAGGGUGGCUGGUGGUACAACGCCUGCGGCCAGACCAACCUGAACGGGGUCUGGUACAGUGGAGGAGUAUAUCGCAGCAAAUUCCAGGAUGGGAUCUUCUGGGCAGAAUACGGAGGAGGUUUCUACUCGCUUAAGUCAGUACGUCUGAUGAUCCGACCCAUUGACUAGAACUUGAGAGCUUGAGAACAUUGUGGAUCUUUCGCAAGCACCUGGACCUUGUUUGUUUGUUUUUUGUUAAUAUACCUACCGAAAACACACUAGACAAGUAAGAGAAGGAAACAUUUCCAUCGAGGAACAAAUAACAGCAUAUGGAAGGACUGAUGACUCCAGCACCUGUGAUGCUCAAAUGAAAAGAAAAGUUCCUGGUUGGCUCUGGAUGGAACAAGGGAACAGUGCGUGUAAUGAUGGGAGGAAUGAACUCCAUUCUUUGGAAAGGCUAAUAUUCACUGUUGAAAGUUAUAAAGUUCAUUCCAAAAGAUAAAAUAAACACUUGGAUGUUUAAUUAUUUCAAGUUGCUAGUAAGACUACCCUGACAAUGGAAGGGCCUUGUGCCAAAAUUUUCCGCAUUUUGCCGAAAUUUUAGGGGAUUAAGGAGAAAAUUGAGUGUAAAUAUCUAUGGCUUUAUUGUGAUAGUUUAAUUUAAUUCUACUCAGGCCGAAUGUUCACAAUGCCACUUUGCCAGUUGUUAUUUAACAGUGAGUAUUUAUGGUAACCAUAGAUAUUUAGCUCGGUAGGUUUGAGAUAAUAAGGUUGCAGCAGUACACUGGUUAAUAUCGUAUAAAAUGGUGGGAUUAUUUAGGUUCAUCAUACCCUGUACAUUUUUGUAAACAAAGUAUUUUUACACUGUUGUACUUGUACAACAUGUAUCAUCUAUUUUCAUUCUUUUACAGGUAUAUAUUUUUUUUGUACAUAAUGGCAAUAAUCCUACCAUGAAAAGGUUAUUGUAAAUCCAUUCAUUGCUAUCCUGUUUCAGAAACACUAAUAAGACGAUGCAUACCGUGAAGCCUUACAUGAAGUAAAGGUUGCCAGUUUUCAUUUCAUUUUCUCAAAUAAAAAGAAAAAGUCAACAAUGAACUGUCCUAACUUUUUACUGCUUGGCUGCUUUGUUCAGAAGGCCUUGUGCCUUGCCUACAGUUGCCGGGUAUCUAGUCUAUGAAAGCAAAUAACUGGAAGUUUGUUUGACAACUUGCUCUUGCUGUGACUUCUGUUCUGAGGAUGACGUGACGUAUAGGUCGGAUACUUACGACCUGACAGCUCAGACUGCAGGAGAUCAGAUUUAUAUCCACAUCAGAUCGGAUCGGAUUUAUAUCCACAUACCAAAAAGGAGUUGCAUUUGAAAAAUCGGAAUUGCACUGUUCAAUAACAAAAAACAAAAAUACAUUUCAGGGCACAUAUGAGAAAAAAUUAAAUAAAUGUGUGUGAACGUAACCUGCUUAUUUUCUGUGACCUCUCUUUUCCUUCAACUUUCACUCAUCUCGCUGUCCUCUUUAUUCAUAUCUAUCACUUGUUUCUAUCGUCUUUCCCUGGAAGUCUCACCCAUUCCACCGUGUCACUCACUACAUUUCUCUCUUCUUACCGUACAUUGGUUUCUUGUAUUUAGAUCAAUGCACAGAUUUGAUUGGUCGAGUAGCAUUAGGUUGGCUAGUUUAACUUGUAUGCAAUUGUUAGUGGACUUCCUGAGCUGAUCAAACAGUAUGUCAAGU